AUGGGCUGCGCAGCGUCGACUGCGGAGAUUCCCAUCGAGUUGAGCGCAAAUCCCGACAUCGACAAGCUAAAGGUGUUCGAUUCGAAGUUCGUCGUCCCAGAGGGCAAGAACAUGAUGCUGCGCCUCCAGGCAAAAGUCUUCUCUUUCAGCGGAGACAGCUACAAGAUUGUCGAUGCAAACGAUUCGGGCAAGGUGAUGUUUCAAUGUCUCGGCAAGUUCCUGAACUUUGACGAGAAGCGUGUCAUCUGUGACGCUGAGGGAAUCCCCCUCUUCGUGAUCAAAGAGCCCCUCAUGCAGGUAGAUGACAAGCAGUACGUGUAUGCUGUAGACUCAGAUGGCAAACCCACACAGGAAAUGUUCCGCAUCGGGUCCAGCUUCGGCAACACGUCCCAGUACACAGAGAACUUGAAGAGCGCCACGGGCAAUCCCAUCCAGCUUAACGGCAAAAUGUCGAUCGCGAGCAUGAAGGGUGGAAUCUGGCUGGGAGACGUGAAGGUUGGGCAGCCCAUCGCCAAAGUCUGCAGUCCAGUCACCUACAAGGACUUCUUGCCUGACGAGUUCGACAGGAACGAGUACCUGCUGGAGAUCCCCCCUGGCGUGGACAGCGCGCUGGUGCUUGCCAUGGUCCUCGCUUAUGAGCAGAUGGAGCAGAGAGCCACCCCCUCCUGGCUCACCGGAAAGUCUUGCAGCUUCAUGACAGAGGAAUCUCCUCCUCUGAAGGGAGGCGCCUAUGUGGAUGCCUGGCUGCGAUGCAUGGGACGCUGCAGAGGCCGAUAUCCAGCAGCGGAACUUGGUGCGUUGGCUGCAGGGGCCCCCGGCAAGCCCAUGGAUGCGGAGACGCAGACUGCCACGAUCCCGCAGUCUGCGCAGACCGUGCAGACCGAUCCCGCACCGGCGCAGGAGGCCGAUGACCUUGCAGUCCUCGAGCUCGUGGUGCGACGGCUUGGCGGUUUCAUGCGCCAGCCGAGACAUUCGGGCAAGAAGGCAUGGACUCCCAAGCGGCUGAGCAGCGAUGGCCGCUUCCAUGUCUUGAUGAACACCCUCAGCAGCCGUCUGGACGAGAGCAACUCGCGCACUUUGGCGCUGCUCGCCGAUGCCGUGGUGCGUCUGGAGGUGAAGUCUCCAGAGGUGUCAGACCUCACGGAGCGCAUUGCAGAGGUGGCCACGCAGCGCCACAAUGCGAUCAGCCCUCAGGACCUCUCUAUUCUGGCUUGCGCACUUGCGGCCCAGCGUGUUCGUGGUCCUCCCACGGAUCGAACCGCAGGCCACCUGGGUUCUGCAGUUGCUUUCGUCCGCGCGGAAUCGCUGCGGCAGCUUCAGGACUUCCGCUUCGGCUCCUGCGUGCAUCUCAUGGAGGCCUUUCUACGCUGGGGAGUCGUGGAUGCUGAGUUGACCAACAUGGUGUUGGCGCGCGUGGAGGAUAUCUUGGACGAGGCCCUGUCCACACGUGACGUCACUGGGAUCUUGGAAGUUUUGGCCAAGCUUGGCCAGAUGCGCGCGACCAUCAUCCGCAAGCUUUGCCAGCUCACCUUUCGCAGCCUCUGGUCCUUCUCGCCGACUCAGCUUGUGUCCAUCAGUCACUCGCUUGCAAGAUUGCGCUUCCUGGCGCAGCGCGAUGUGGACGAGCUCCUCCAAGCUAUGACGCCGCAACUCGGGCUGCUUACGCGCCGCGAUACCGCGAGGCUCCUCUUCGCCCUGGCCCUGAGUGGCGUGACAUCACCCGUGGAAAUCUUCGGGGUCCUUGCAGCCCAGUAUGCAGCAGAAGCCCAAGAAUCUGACCCACGUGCGGACAUCGACGUGGCAUGGGCGCUGUGUGCGCUGGAGCUCUCGCAUAAAUACCGCUACGUGCUCGACGGCAUCCUGAAGCACUGCUCUCAAGAUCCAUCGCUGGUCGGGUCGACCAUCGCCCUCAUCAAGCUCAACGAUGUCCUGGCCUUCUUGGGAGUGGAGGAGGACGACCUGCGCCGGACUGCCGCCGCGGCGGCCAAGGAUGAGGCGCAGAGGCUGGCGGCCUCCCCGCAGCACAAGCAGGUUGCGCGGGUGUGGCGCCAGCCGUUUCCCGGCCAGCCGGAUUUGGAGUCUCCGAGAGUGCAAGCCGCUGUGGGCCCCUUUGUGGUUGACUUCUUUCACGAGAAGUCAGCUCUGGUGAUCGAUCUGGACUUGGUGACGUGGCCAAUCUCGCGCCGCGUCCGCCACCACACUCUCCGCGAGCUGGGUUACCGGACAGUGCUGCUCUCGCCCUGGGAUCUCAAAAAUCUGCGCACCGACGCGGAGCUUCUGG
Messenger RNA from Symbiodinium natans, 2281 nucleotides. The record is from the annotation of a GenBank genome assembly. NCBI's taxonomy places the organism in Eukaryota, Dinophyceae, Suessiales, Symbiodiniaceae.